Molecule: messenger RNA, 1775 nt
Organism: Dioscorea cayenensis subsp. rotundata (Guinea yam)
Lineage: Eukaryota; Viridiplantae; Streptophyta; Magnoliopsida; Dioscoreales; Dioscoreaceae
Product: zinc finger CCCH domain-containing protein 37
Molecular function (GO): mRNA binding; metal ion binding
Source: RefSeq, a predicted model, not a curated record
ACAUUUUCUUUGUUACCUUUUUCACUCACUCCAUUCACCCUUUUCCCUCUCCGCUCCGUCGCACCAAACCCUAACCCUCGUUCUCCGCUCGCCGACGAUGGCCUACAACUACGGCUCGAGCUACGCCGGCACCGGCUCUGCAUCAGGGCUUUCGUCCUACUCCUCUCGCCACUCCGGCGCUCAAGACCCAUACAUCCCCCAAUCAGCCACCAUCUCCUCCUCCCGCUAUCACGCCUCCGAUUCGGAUGCUUCCAAGUAUUCAUCCUCCGUAUACGUGCCCCAGUCUAGUUCUGACAUCGCCGCGGCUGUGAAGGUGGCGGCGUCUGCGCAGGCGUCGUGGGGUGAUAAGUUGGGAUCUGCGUCUGUUGUGGAUCCGUCGAGUGUCAAGAGACUUUCGGAAACUCUCUACCACCAGACUUUAUUGGGAACUCAUAAUUCUAUUGGGCAAAGCGAGGCUUUAUAUUCUGCAAAUUCAUUAAUCAAACGACCUAGGCUUGAAACUGGAAGCAUUCUGCCUAUAUAUCCUCAACGACCAGGAGAAAAGGAUUGUGCUUACUAUAUGUUGACAAGAACCUGUAAAUUUGGAGAUACUUGCAAGUUUGAUCAUCCACUUUGGGUUCCUGAGGGUGGAAUUCCAGACUGGAAGGAGAUUCCGGUUUGUCAUACGAAUGAGCCUCUUCCUGAGAGACCAGGAGAAGCAGAUUGCCCAUACUACCUGAAGACUCAGAGGUGCAAGUAUGGAUUUUCGUGUAAGUUUAAUCAUCCGAAAGACAAAGCGAAUGCAUCUUCAGUUGAGUAAUGUGACAAUUCUGUUUUACCUGAGAGGCCCUCUGAGGCAAUUUGUGCGUUCUAUGCCAAGACUGGAACAUGUAACUUUGGUGCUACGUGCAAAUUCCAUCAUCCAAAAGAUAUUCAAAUUCCUUUGACUGGACAUGUUAAUGGUCACACAGGAUAUGGUGAACUUGCCUUGAUGUAUAAUCGAGCAAGUGUUCCUGCUCUGAUGCAUAACACAAAGGGUCUCCCGAUACGGCCGGGUGAAUCUGAUUGUCCAUUCUACAUUAAGACUGGAAGCUGCAAAUAUGGUGCUGCAUGCCGCUUCAAUCACCCCGAAAGAAACUUUGCUUUUGGAUCUGCAAUGUUUCCUUCUGCUGCAACUAGUCUACCGUUUGGAAUCUUAAAUUCGGCUGCCAAUAUUAUGCAAACCAUCGAUCCACGCCUGACCCAAGCAACGCUUUCAAUGGCUAUAUACCCCCAAAGGCCUGGGCAGAUAGAAUGUGAUUUCUAUAUGAAAACAGGGCAUUGCAAGUUUGGAGAUAGAUGCAAGUAUGACCACCCACUCGAUCGGUCAGGAUCAAUAUCCGCAGCGAACCAGGCAGGUCAGCUAAAUGUUAAGCUUACCCUUGCUGGGCUUCCAAGAAGAGAGGGUUCAACUGUCUGUGCCUAUUACAUGAAGACCGGGACAUGCAAAUUUGGCCCAACAUGCAAGUAUGAUCAUCCACCACCUGGAGAAGCAGUUGCCAAGGCAACUGUUCACGGAAACCAACAAGAGGAGAUGGAAAAUACGGGUGAGGAGAAGACAGCUGUGGUUUAACCUGUUUAAUUAAUGUGUGGAUUUUGCCACAUUUAGCUAUGUUGGGUGGACUUUGUUUUAGCAGUUCUGCUGCUUGUUUUAUUUUGAUUAUGCUAUUAAGCCCCAUUUUGGAUCUCUUCGUCAUAGCUACUCCAUCUUUUCUUCCCUUUUAACUAUCACAAAGUAAUUCGUUUUGUCCGCAUCA